Nomascus leucogenys (northern white-cheeked gibbon) is the source of this 2535-nucleotide messenger RNA. RefSeq names its product sodium channel epithelial 1 subunit gamma (gene SCNN1G). Gene Ontology annotation, molecular function: ligand-gated sodium channel activity. Gene Ontology annotation, cellular component: membrane. Gene Ontology annotation, biological process: sodium ion transmembrane transport. Lineage: Eukaryota; Metazoa; Chordata; Mammalia; Primates; Hylobatidae. The record is from RefSeq and is a predicted model, not a curated record.
UUGGACCCUUUGGAACCGAAAGCACGCCCGUCCUCAAAGUCCCGUCCUCCAAGUCCCAUCCUCGCCAUGGCUCCCGGAGAGAAGAUCAAAGCCAAAAUCAAGAAGAAUCUGCCCGUGACGGGCCCUCAGGCGCCGACCAUUAAAGAGCUGAUGCGGUGGUACUGCCUCAACACCAACACCCAUGGCUGCCGCCGCAUCGUGGUGUCCCGCGGCCGUCUGCGCCGCCUCCUCUGGAUCGGGUUCACACUGACUGCCGUCGCCCUCAUCCUCUGGCAGUGCGCCCUCCUCGUCUUCUCCUUCUAUACUGUCUCAGUUUCCAUCAAAGUCCACUUCCGGAAGCUGGAUUUUCCUGCGGUCACCAUCUGCAAUAUCAACCCCUACAAGUACAGCACCGUGCACCACCUUCUAGCUGACUUGGAACAGGAGACCAGAGAGGCCCUAAAGUCCCUGUAUGGCUUUCCAGAGUCCCGGAGGCGCCGAGAGGCAGAGUCCUGGAGCUCCGUCUCAGAGGGAACGCAGCCUAGAUUCUCCCACCGGAUCCCACUGCUGAUCUUUGAUCAGGAUGAGAAGGGCAAGGCCAGGGACUUCUUCACAGGGAGGAAGCGGAAAGUCGGUGGUAGCAUCAUUCACAAGGCUUCAAAUGUCAUGCACAUCGAGUCCAAGCAGGUGGUGGGAUUCCAACUGUGCUCAAAUGACACCUCCGACUGUGCCACCUACACCUUCAGCUCGGGGAUCAAUGCCAUUCAGGAAUGGUAUAAGCUGCACUACAUGAACAUCAUGGCACAGGUGCCUCUGGAGAAGAAAAUCAACAUGAGCUAUUCUGCUGAGGAGCUGCUGGUGACCUGCUUCUUUGAUGGAGUGUCCUGUGAUGCCAGGAAUUUCACACUUUUCCACCAUCCGAUGCAUGGGAAUUGCUACACUUUCAACAACAGAGAAAAUGAGACCAUUCUCAGCACCUCCAUGGGGGGCAGUGAAUAUGGGCUGCAAGUCAUUUUGUACAUAAACGAAGAGGAAUACAACCCAUUCCUCGUGUCGUCCACUGGAGCUAAAGUUAUCAUCCAUCGGCAGGACGAGUAUCCCUUCGUCGAAGAUGUGGGAACAGAGAUUGAGACGGCAAUGGUCACCUCUAUAGGAAUGCACCUGACAGAGUCCUUCAAGCUGAGUGAGCCCUACAGUCAGUGCACGGAGGACGGGAGUGACGUGCCAAUCAGGAACAUCUACAACGCUGCCUACUCGCUCCAGAUCUGCCUUCAUUCAUGCUUCCAGACAAAGAUGGUGGAGAAAUGUGGGUGUGCCCAGUACAGCCAGCCUCUACCUCCCGCAGCCAACUACUGCAACUACCAGCAGCACCCCAACUGGAUGUAUUGUUACUACCAACUGCAUCGAGCCUUUGUCCAGGAAGAGCUGGGCUGCCAGUCUGUGUGCAAGGAAGCCUGCAGCUUUAAGGAGUGGACACUAACCACAAGCCUGGCACAAUGGCCAUCUGUGGUUUCGGAGAAGUGGUUGCUGCCUGUUCUCACUUGGGACCAAGGCCGGCAAAUAAACAAAAAGCUCAACAAGACAGACUUGGCCAAACUCUUGAUAUUCUACAAAGAUCUGAACCAGAGAUCCAUCAUGGAGAGCCCAGCCAACAGUAUUGAGAUGCUUCUGUCCAACUUCGGUGGCCAGCUGGGCCUGUGGAUGAGCUGCUCUGUUGUCUGCGUCAUUGAGAUCAUCGAGGUCUUCUUCAUCGACUUCUUCUCUAUCAUCGCCCGCCGCCAGUGGCAGAAAGCUAAGGAGUGGUGGGCCCGGAAGCAGGCCCCCCCAUGUCCAGAAGCUCCCCGCAGCCCACAGGGCCAGGACAAUCCAGCCCUGGAUAUAGACGAUGACCUACCCACUUUCAACUCUGCUUUGCACCUGCCUCCAGCCUUAGGAACCCAAGUGCCCGGCACACCACCCCCCAAAUACAACACCUUGCGCUUGGAGAGGGCCUUUUCCAACCAGCUCACAGAUACCCAGAUGCUGGAUGAGCUCUGAGGCAGGGUUGAGAAGACAGAUCUAGUCAGGACCACCAGCCAUGGUCUAAGGACAUGGACUGGGUGCCCCCAGAUGUGCGCACAGGGGACCCUCUGCCCCACUCUGGGCUUUUCAGAGACUCUGACCAAAAAGCCUGCUUUAAACCGCAAGAUGGGGCCUGGGCAUGUGCAGGAGGACCCAUCGGGUACUACGCAGCAACACUCACAACUGUCCAGGCUGAGAUAAAUCUCGGGACCUGAACUAUUAGCACGUCACUAGAGACUGGGGGCUGAGGCAGUGGUGCUGGCCCAGGCGAAGGCCAGAGUGAGGACUGAUGCAGCUCUGCACAGGUCUUGAGAGGGAAAGACUCUUCCAAAGCUCCAAAGCCGAGGGUUUCACCCACACUGCCAGCCUGGGUUGGGGCCCGAGGAUGUGACCUUGAUUGUCAAGGCUGGACAGCUCCUCCUGGAUGCCAAAGAUAGGAGAAAAUGCCAGCCCUGAAGCUGGAGCCAUUUGUGAAUAAACUGUUCUUUGACAUUG